Messenger RNA from Thecamonas trahens ATCC 50062, 429 nucleotides. RefSeq lists its product as uncharacterized. The coding region runs from base 1 to 405 and encodes 134 amino acids. The transcript is spliced from 2 exons. Gene Ontology annotation, cellular component: intracellular membrane-bounded organelle. The record is from RefSeq and is a predicted model, not a curated record. Gene Ontology annotation, biological process: vacuolar protein processing. NCBI's taxonomy places the organism in Eukaryota, Apusomonadida, Apusomonadidae.
AUGUGUCGGCCACAGGCUGUCUUUGUCCUUGUCCGUCUCCUGUGGCUCGGCGGCAUCGGCUCGACGUCGACACUGGCCAUCUUUACAGUCACGAUGGCAGUCGAUGCCCUGCUCAUCGCCCAGCUCAACAAGGUGUACGAUAUCUCCACGGGCGGCCUCUCCGAGUACUUUGCCGACGUGCUUUACCUCUCGUGGAUCGCCCUUGUCGCCGCCUCGUACUCGAUGCGUGCCUUCUGGGUCUUCAUCACCAUCCCCAUAUUUGCCUUGUACAAGCUUUGGACUUCGGUCAUUGCCCCCUUGCUCUCCUCCUCGAGCGCCCCUGUCAUCGAAGAGUCUCCCGCCGAGCGCAAGAUCCGCGAGCGGAAGGAGCGCCGCAAGGAGCGUGCCCGCAUGAAGCGCCACUAGCUGCGUAAAAUACGCCCGAUACCA